CCUCCAGAGGAGACUGCGACCUGAACGCAGCGCCUUAGACCGCUCGGCCAUCCUGACUGUGAGUGUGAACGGCAGUUAGAUGGAUUGGUGCAGCAGGGAAGCGGCUGUGACCAGCGAGCGGCGGCGGUUGAUGUGUGAGGGCGGACGGUGAUGUCGGCCCCGCGGUGUUUUCGCAGUUAUUCGGGAAGCGGCUGCGGGUGAACAUGGCGGCGGUGGGCCGCAAACUGAGCCGGGAGGAGCUCGCCGAGCUGGUGUCUCUGGCCUUGCGCUGCGGCCUCAGCCAGAGGGACAUCGCGGGGCUGCCGUCGGUGCAGAAGCUGCUGGGCCGCUCCCGCUCCGGCUCCGGCUCCCGGCGCGGCCUGCACGCCUGGGCCGCCCUCCUGCUCCUGGUCCUCCUCCUCCUCCUGGGUGGCCCGCUCCUCCAGCCCGGCCUCCGCCUGUGGUUCUGGCUCCGCGGCCUGCCGCCCCACACCCAGAUGUGCGCUCUGGGCCUGGGCGAGCUGCACAACCCGUUCCGCCGGCCCCUGGACUGCCGCGUCUGCCGCAACAUCACCGGCGUCGACCGGAGGAGUAACCUGAGCCACGAGGAGUUCCUGCGGGCGUACGCCUACUCCAUGCAGCCGGUGGUGGUGGAGGACGGCCAGAGGAACUGGUCCGCCAGGGAGGUCUUCAGCUUCGAGUUCUUCACACGGAUCUACGACAACGAGAGCCGGGCCCUGGACAGCAGCGCCAGCGAGUGCCAGUUCUUCCCGUACGACACCGAGUUCGUGAACCUCGGCGAUGUCUUCAGCAUGGAGGCCGGCCGUGCCGCCGGCAUGGACAGCAAGGCCAAGCCGUGGUACAUUGGAUGGAGUAACUGUGAUUCCAGUGCAGCAAGUAUCCUGAGACAGCACUAUAAGCGACCAUAUUUUAUCCCAGCCAUUUCUGAAUCCAGUAAAAUGGAUUGGAUAUUCAUGGGAGUACCAGGGCAUGGAGCCCACAUGCAUAUUGAUGAUGUAGAUAAUCCCUCAUGGCAGGCCCAAAUCAAAGGCAUCAAACACUGGAAACUGGAACCUCCAGCUGAAUGCUAUUACGAAUGUUCUUCUCUGGAAGCCAUUGUGUACCCUGGACAGAUCAUUGUGCUGGACACAAAUAAAUGGUUUCACGAAACACACAUUUUGGGUGAAGAACUCAGUAUCACUAUUGGUUCGGAAUAUGACUGACUUUGAGCAGGUCUUAAUCUCGGGAAAAGAAACACAAUGCCACAUUGUUAUGGCUUCAGAAGAAGAAUUGGGAGAAGGCUAUAGGAUUGGCUAAUGACUGUUACAGUUUGGAUGUAAGCCCAGCUUCAUGCAUGGUGGACCAUUGUACACAACAUCUAACGAUGGUCAACUGAAAGGACUGUAAGAUUUAUGUCUCUCUUAAUCCUUGAAAGCUUAAUUUUUCAGAAUGUCGGAACAGGGCAGAAGAAGAUAAAUAGAUUCAUCAAUACUACUGUUUCUGUUUCUGUUUUAAAAAACAAAUUCUGAAGAUGUAACACCCUUUAUCUUUGGAUAACUGACUUUCAGAAAAUGAGACUGAAGAGUUUGGAUCCGAGCAGUGUGUUAACAUUCCUUAGUGACCUCCACACACACGUUGAAAUUUACAGUCACAAUGUCUUGUGACCAAAUUCAACAGAAGUUUCAAAAAUGUUCUUUAUUUCCUCUCCCAAAUUUCAACCUGUCACAAUUGCUGCAGAGUUCCUGCAAGGUUCUUCCAUUCCCUUUCAAUCCUGUUCAGCACUAGUGUAUUUUAUUUACAGUGAGGUUUCAUUUGUUAGCUGAUGGGCCAUUUAUAAAAUAUAUAGAACUCUGAAAUCUCAUUUCAGUACUUGAAAAUUGGUUCACAGGUCAUUGAUUUCAUUGUUUGACUCUUUGUGAACUUAGAGUUUCAAUGAUCUGGUCUGUUAAUCUUGUUGUAUGCAAUUCAACUCAUGAACUGUUUCCCCAACACAGAUGCUGUCAGACUUGCUCAGGAUUUUCAGCAUUGUCCGUUUUUAUUACUAACUGAUCUCUCACUUUCAGCUUUUAAAGCAGUGAAUAUGCUGAAUAUUCCAUAACAUUAUUGGCUUCCAAUGAGAUGAGUUUGCAGUUACCUGGUUUUAUUCCUUUUCUUUUAAAAACUUAUUCAAAACAGUAGCUCUGAAUAAAUUCAACUAGAGAUUGCAAUUGGAUUUUCCAGUUCUCAUAUUGAAAUUACAGAGUGGCGGCUGUGAACGGCCUGGCUAUUUCAUUGCAACAACAAUAGCUCUUCCAUUUAAUUCUAACUUGAUGUCAGAAAUAUUUACAAUUUAAAAGAAAUAAUCAGAUGAUUUACUCUAAGUACAGGUGAAUUAUCAGCACAGCAUUUAAAAAUUAAAAUCCUUAUCAUACACAAUGAAUUUAAUUUGUCCAAACUUGCAGUAGGGAGCCCUACAUUGUGAUUCAGAGGAUCAGCUGUAUGUUGUGAUGCAGAGCCAAUCAGGCUAGGAAGGACUACUUUUGAGCAAAAAAAUCAUGUAGAGUUGGAAAGUCAUGUGUAUGACCCAUGUACAUCCAGCCUUUGAGGUGGAAUUCAGGAUGGUUGGAGGUUUGGGUUGUGGGAGGGAAUUGAAACCUUAUGGUGGUUCCUGGUCCUGACUGCUAACCAAUGAUUCUCCUGGUUUGGACUGGAAUGUGGCUUACUGGUAAACUCCAGCCCAGUUCUGGUAAGUGAAGACUGGAGCUCAGGCUCUGAAAUCCAGUGGGAUACUUGGCUAAGUGUCUAUCAGCUGGUAUUAAGCUGGAAGGGAUGUUCACUUUUGCAGGCUGUUAGUCAGCCUGCCAGUCCUUCUAGCGCUACACUCUUUUCUCCAAAGGAACAGUGUGAAGAUAUGAAAACAGUCUCCAUGUUGGAUGUGUGUAAGUGGACAGGGGAUCAGGUUCUAUUGGAAUAAAUAGCUCAUAUUUGUAUACAGUGUAUGUUGGGACUAGGCUUAUGUAGGAGGUAAUCGGGAGCUACUUGCAUCUGUGCGACUGGAACUGCCUGAUUUAAAAAGAAAAGAAAAUGUGUAAAUGCUUAAUUCAGCCUGAGUGAAGUUGACCAUCCACAUGUCACUUCAUAUUUGUCUGAUUUUAACCAAAAUCCUGCAUUUGGUUUGCCAGUUCAUGACCAAUUAUAUUCAUAGUCCACUCUAAAGCAGGUGAGCCUUUCUCUGACAUUUCUCUCUAAACUCCAUCCUUUUCAAGUGCAAAGCUGAGCAUAUUACUUGCAGCUGCUGUUAACCUCAUGACAUUUUUGUGUCUAAAUUCCUUGGCUUUGCUUGUUUACAGUAAUGACACUUCUGUAACUGCAGUAUACAUUUGUAAUGUAUAAUGUGUUUAAUAUGUGGUUUAAAGGCCUUGUGUUCCUGUUAGAAAGGUAUGUAAUUAACUUGGUUAUGUUUUGUAAGUCAUUGUCCUGUGGACACUUCCUAUAAAAAUUUCUCAAGUUACUUGAUGUAACCCAUCUGUCUGAU
Molecule: messenger RNA, 3493 nt
Organism: Hemiscyllium ocellatum (epaulette shark)
Lineage: Eukaryota; Metazoa; Chordata; Chondrichthyes; Orectolobiformes; Hemiscylliidae
Exons: 4
Coding region: 204-1202 (332 amino acids)
Source: RefSeq, a predicted model, not a curated record